Molecule: messenger RNA, 652 nt
Organism: Argentina anserina (silverweed cinquefoil)
Lineage: Eukaryota; Viridiplantae; Streptophyta; Magnoliopsida; Rosales; Rosaceae
Product: histone H2B-like
Exons: 1
Coding region: 52-489 (145 amino acids)
Cellular component (GO): nucleosome
Molecular function (GO): protein heterodimerization activity; DNA binding; structural constituent of chromatin
Source: RefSeq, a predicted model, not a curated record
AUUCUCUUUGAUCUUUUCAGUUUUCAUUUUCGACAUCUUGAAAUAUUCCAAAUGGCGCCCAAAGCAGAGAAGAAGCCCGCCGAGAAGAAGCCGGCCGAGAAGGCCCCUGCCGAGAAAGCCCCAGCAGAGAAGAAGCCCAAGGCCGGGAAGAAGCUCCCCAAGGAGGCCGGAGCGGCAGCCGGAGACAAGAAGAAGAAGAGGAACAAGAAGAGCGUGGAGACGUACAAGAUCUACAUCUUCAAGGUCCUCAAGCAGGUCCAUCCAGACAUAGGGAUCUCCAGCAAGGCCAUGGGAAUCAUGAACAGCUUCAUCAACGACAUCUUCGAGAAGCUCGCCCAGGAGUCCUCCAGGCUUGCGAGGUACAACAAGAAGCCGACGAUCACUUCUCGGGAGAUCCAGACUGCUGUGAGGCUUGUGCUUCCUGGAGAGUUGGCCAAGCACGCUGUUUCGGAGGGGACCAAGGCUGUGACCAAGUUCACUAGCUCUUGAAUGACUGGUUGGGGCUUUAUCUGGGUAAUUUGGGGAAAUUAGGGUUAGGUUAGGGGUUUCUGGAAUUUCAAAUUUUAUCUAAUGGAGUAGUUGCUCUUAUUGAUGUAAGUACUGGUAUUGUCUAGUGGUUUUAUGAAAUGAAUGUUCAUCCAAUUGAUCAGUG